GUCGAUUGGAUCGGAUCGGUGGCGACACCGAGGACGAGGAGCUAGCUCAUCCCGAGGCUGCCGUCCGUCACGUUCGCCGACCUGUAGGCGGAGAUCAACGGGUUCAAGUGGCGAGCUGUUCCUCUCGCCGGAGAGGAAGGAGACGAUGGAGACGUCAUGGUCUCGUGUCAAUGGUUUGAUUUCCGGGAGAGGGAAACGCAGUUUCUGGCGGGCAAUGCACGGCAUCUGGCGCCAAAACGCUUCUCUCGUUCCCACCACAACUUUUGGAGGCAAAUUUUAUCUGUCUAUAUAUAUACACGAUGAUCGAUCCAACACCUUCAGCUCCACAACACAACCACCCACCUGUGUCACAUGGCGCCUAUUCACGUCUCCUCCUCGGAGGUCAUCCUCCUGGACGACAGCGACGACGAGGAGCUGCUUGGUAUGAACAUCGCUGACGUGACCUCGCUUGACGACCUUGACUUCUCCGACGACGGCCCCGGCAACAAGAAGACAUGUGCUGUGGACAAUACCUCCUUUCAAGAUGCUGCUGUCGACGUCGACAAUUACUCCACCAAAUCCAACGGCCUUGCCUUCUUAGACCACGACGGGCACAGAUGCGAAAAGGCCGACGACGUUGUUGUUAUCUCCUCCUCCGGCGAUGAGGAGUCAGCUGCUGACAACGGCGCCACGGACUCCAAUAGUGGCAAAUUGUUUGUCUCCGUCGACUCAAAUUCAAUAAGCAAGAAGAAGCGGGGGCCAAGGCCCCAGUACAACUACUGGCCCUUCAACGACGAGUGCCAAAUAAUUGAUGUCGAUGGGAUGCUCCGAAGGAAGAAGAAAUACAAAGGCGGGGACGUACCGGUGCCGGCGCUCAUACAGAAGUUAAAAAAGGGCCCGUCACCCAUCAUCUACCGUGGUGAACUUAGUGUGUCCCGUGUUCGCGGGAAACGGAGACAUUUGACGAAUAAGUUUCGUGAGGCGGUAAAGAUGGGCGACAACUACAAACCACUCAACAUGCGUGAUCAAGACCUCUACGACCGUUCCAUUGCGGCGUGGCCACAUAUCAUUGAAGAAGAAGCUAGUACCAUGCACGAUCACGAAUAAUAUAGAUAUAGUUUAUACUAGGAAAAAGGCCCCUGAGUUGCAACAGGAUUUUUUUUCCCUACAUCAUCCUAUUAAAAGAGAUAGAGGCUCAUUCAUGGUCAAUGUAAUGUGUGUUUCGACACGGAUGCCUGAUAUUAAGGUCAUAACAUGUUUAAUAACGUAAAAGAGAGGUCAUUGCUAAUAAUUUUAAAUAUGGAACUUAACCUUUUUUGAA
Triticum aestivum (bread wheat) is the source of this 1300-nucleotide messenger RNA. RefSeq lists its product as uncharacterized. The coding region runs from base 352 to 1086 and encodes 244 amino acids. NCBI's taxonomy places the organism in Eukaryota, Viridiplantae, Streptophyta, Magnoliopsida, Poales, Poaceae. The transcript has 4 exons. The record is from RefSeq and is a predicted model, not a curated record.